CCGUCUCGUGGGGACCGCCGCCGCCGCGUGCUGCCUGUGGACUUUACUGAGGGCCGUCGCGCAGCGGGAGACAUGCUCAAGAUGCGACAGCUGCAGCGGCUUCUUCUGCUGUUCGUCUUCUUGGUGCGGACGGUUGCGGAAGAGUCGGCCAACAGCAUCUUACAUCGGCAGCAAGACGAUCACGGGAACUACGAGUUUGGAUUCAAUAUCGAGGGCCUAGCGUGGGACCAAUUUCAGCAAGAAUCCGGUGACGCACUCGGCCGCAAGACGGGUGCCUAUGGUUUCCGCGACACAGACGGUCGCCUCAGGCUCGUCGAAUACGUGGCCGACGAGCUUGGAUUCCGGGUAAAGGUUCAGACCAACGAGCCCGGAACUAAAGACACCGCAAUGCCGUCUGCUGUAAUAGACGCAAACACACCUGCCUCCAGCGUCGCGCCCGAUGCCCCUGCAUCGACGUCGUCAUCGACGCCUUCGGAGAGCACCCGCGAACCGAUCGUGUCUCCGCCGCCAGCACGACUACUACGACGGCUCUCUCCCUUGCCUCCUAUGCUGCCGCGCAGCUUGGCUGCCGCCAUGGUAAGCAAGGUUCCCUCCGCCAGUGAGCGAGAUGCGAAAUUCGCGAAAACCUCGGACCAUCAGGUGGAUGCACAGGAACCACAGCGAGAACAAACGUCAUCGUCUCUCAGGCUUCCGCCCUCCAAGAGCCUAUCGGAGAAGUUCGAGACUCCGCUGUUGCCCACAGGAGCGGUGAAGAUGGACGCCCACCCUGCGCUCCGUCAUUACAGCCCUAAUAUAUUCCAGCUCGGACGGCCCGUCUACCUAGGGCACGCUGCGCCCUCCCCAUACUAUCAAAACCAUCCUCCUCCUAACCAAUACCAUCACUCGUCCGCUGGUCCCUCGGCUGCUGGCGUGCCGUACGCACCGCCGCCUCAGCCGAGAGACAACCGUGCCAAGGGUGCAGCGCUUGUUCCGAAAGAAGUGAACGGCAGAAUAGUGCCUCAGGUGGCCCUAAUCAGAGCCGACGGCACCCUGUCCACUGACGAACCGUAUCCAGCCGGCGGUUAUCCUCAGCGACCGCAGCAGGCACCUCGGCCGCACCCUAACGUGUACCAUCGGGCAGCGCUGCCGCUUCCUGGGCCGCAACUAUUCUCGAGCCAUCAGAACACCCCAAACGUCGGAAACAUAUUUCCCAUCAACACAGUGCACCCAGGGAGUCUAGGCUUCCCUGCAGGGCAAUUCCCAUUUUAUGGCCCCGGAGGUUACUACGGUCAGAGUGGCCCGUCGGUACUGACACCCCAGCAGCAGCAACAGCAACAGCUGCCACCUUCUGUUCCCGGCUACCAGCCGCUUCCUCAGGGGCUCACCGUCAACUACUUCCUAGCCAACUCACUUCCGCUCACCGGUCGACCAGUGCAAGCAGCGCCGCCGGUACAACCACAGCCACGACCCAAUCAACAAUCACAUCUUCCACAGCUCCAGCGGCCCCGCGUCAUCGAUCCAGCGUACCUCUCACAACGGGUAGAUCCGGUAUCUUUGCAUGCGGCACCACUAACGCCACCUCAGUCACAAUCCGUGGUGCCGUCAUUGCCUGAUGGACCUCAAGUCUUGUACGGCCAGAGACUGUACCCGCAAGCUCGCCAGAGCUUCGACUUUCAGGAAGCCAUUCCUUACCGUGCCUCUCGUGCCGCACCUGGCAUUCAAGAAGAGUACGUGCCGUCGCCUGCGCUUCCUUUGCAGGACGACUACGCACGUCGGCUGCCCCCUUCAUACGCUUCACAGCAGCGACAACAUGAAGCAGUGCCAGCGGCUUGAGUGAAAGCGUUCCUGGCGACACCGACAUUGUACAGACUGGCGCGGCACCAAUGCCGUUCUCGUACGAGACCACUACCAGGCUAGAAGUGGUUCCUAUUUGGAGGUCGUUGCCUAAAACGCCACGCAUUGUGCAAUCACCAUUUUGGUUACGUUUAAGUAGUAAACAACUAAACAGGCGUGCAACGUUACGCGCAAGUCACCGGACAGUGCAUGUCACGUAUCCGUGUACAGAGAUGUGGCGUGUAUUCCUCCAUUGCAAUGACUGCUAUAGGGGAGCGUCCUGGGCCUAAAGAGCCUCAGGCCAGUAUGAGGAAACUAUUUAUAGAUUUAUUGUUUUUCGUAAUCACUGUGUCUGUCCCAUAAAUGCACAUAACGUUUAAUUCAUGAACAAGAGCACCGCCCUCACGCAUGCUUUGCUUUACAGACUUUACUUAAAGCACGUGGAUGAAACAGCUGUACCUGGAGGAACAUUGUCAGCAAACUCGCGCUUAUCAGAACAGUUUUAAAUCACAUUCAGCAGACAUCAAAGCUUUAAAUCUAGUACGAAACAUUCGGAGUCAGUGAAAGGUUCAAUAAAACAAACGUCCGUCACUAUUACAGCAAUAAGGCUACGAGAGAGCAUCUUUAAAAGCAGCGGCAAACAUACUUCCUCUUCACGUGCUACCACAAGCUUCCAAAGAUAUACGUAACGGCUAGUCGUUUGCGGGUUACUUCUCAAGUGGGGAAGGUCGAUCCAUUGUGCAACGCCCUCGCCUGGGUCACCGCUGCCGCUGUUUGACUUUCAAAUCGUGGAGGGACAUGCUGAACGCCUGAGAUUUAAAUGAGGACCCGGUCUGUUAACCAUGGGACGGGGCCUUCGGCUGGGCAUUGUUUCAGGGUUGAGCUCCCCGCUGCCAGCACGUCAUAAAUGCAGCAAAGUUUUUUCACGUCAAGGCUGCGAACUCUCGGUGGCGCAAUACCAGAAACAAACGGCGCGGUCAGUUCUCAGUUAGUGUACAUUGUGUGCAUGACUAUGUUGUGAUGUUGUAAAUAAAGAAAAUAAAACGCUUACUUUCUUGU
This is a messenger RNA of Dermacentor silvarum, 2871 nucleotides long. RefSeq lists its product as uncharacterized. The transcript is spliced from 3 exons. Gene Ontology annotation, molecular function: structural constituent of chitin-based larval cuticle. Gene Ontology annotation, cellular component: chitin-based extracellular matrix. The coding region runs from base 73 to 1812 and encodes 579 amino acids. The record is from RefSeq and is a predicted model, not a curated record. NCBI's taxonomy places the organism in Eukaryota, Metazoa, Arthropoda, Arachnida, Ixodida, Ixodidae.